CUUAAAUACACAUCCCUCACACCCUUUUCAAUUCCGUACUAUAAAUCUCUCUGCAACAACGGCAGCAACGCCCUACAGCCAUGAGGAUGAGCUGCAAUGGCUGUAGGGUUCUUCGCAAAGGUUGUAGUGAUGACUGCAGUCUCAGACCCUGUCUUGAAUGGAUCAAAACUCCUGAAUCCCAAGCCAAUGCCACCGUCUUCCUAGCCAAGUUCUAUGGCCGUGCCGGUCUCAUGAACCUCCUCAAUGCGGGGCCUGAGCACCUCCGUCCCGCCAUAUUCAGAUCACUGCUUUACGAGGCCUGUGGACGAAUCGUCAAUCCUAUAUAUGGAUCGGUGGGGUUGCUAUGGUCCGGGAACUGGAACCACUGCCAAAACGCGGUUGAUGCAGUGCUUGGAGGAUCGCAGAUCAUGGAAGUCCCUUGCGAUACCGCUGCGAUCCGCCCUAUCCUUCCGCUCAAGGCGUAUGACAUACGCCACCUAUCCAAGGACGCAAACUCUCCUCAUGACCUUCACAAGGCUAAAACUCGAAGCCGGUUCAAGCGGUGUGGUGCUCGAUCCAAACCCCAUUUGGAUUCGGCUGAGUUUUGUAACCCUGGAUGGAACCAGUUUUCCCCGGUCGACUACAACCGAGCGCCCAGUCACGACUCCUCUCUGAUUCAGCAGGAGACUGACAGCAUGUUCUCUGUGGAAACCGUGGAGGCUUCGCUGGCGACUCCCCCAAAACCAAACCAACUUCUGAAAUCCGAUGGCCAAACCGAUAAAACCGAGGCUGGGUUGGAACUCACUCUUGGCUUCUAUCCAAUCUCACGCCCCCACGCGUGUAAGCUGGAGCUGGGGCCUUGAUGCACUGCAAGUUUGGCAGCUUAGUCGGGGUUCAACUCGUUCCCCUUGAUCUUCUCCUGGGGUUAGGAUAGGGCAAUAGUUGAGAUCUUUUAGUUCCUGCUGUUUUAGUUUCAUCCUUUCACAUUUUCUUUUUCUUUCUCCUUCUUUUAAAAGUUCUAUAUCUCUGGUGUUUGGGUGCAUAAUCGAAACAGAAAAGAUGGAUACACAGAAAUAUAUACACAUGUUAUCAAAA
This is a messenger RNA of Vitis riparia (riverbank grape), 1074 nucleotides long. Its product is annotated as LOB domain-containing protein 40-like. The record is from RefSeq and is a predicted model, not a curated record. The transcript is spliced from 2 exons. Gene Ontology annotation, biological process: regulation of gene expression. The coding region runs from base 81 to 842 and encodes 253 amino acids. Lineage: Eukaryota; Viridiplantae; Streptophyta; Magnoliopsida; Vitales; Vitaceae.